GUUUAGGUCCACACACUCAACAGCAGUUUACCCAAAGCUUUUUAACGCCUCCCUGUUCGCGACUACAUUUCGGGGUUAACUUUUACUGCACGUGCUGCACCUUCCUUUUUGCAGAUGUGACCUAAACCAAAGUUUAUAUUUGAUUCUAUUCAGUCCGAUGUCGGGUAGUAGUCGACACUCACGGGAAGUGUAAUGAUGAGGCAGUUACAUCGUUGAGAAUGAAUACUUGGAGGGGUUGUAGCCUAGCACGCUAGUUAGAGUAUUCAGGGAAGAUCAUGGCGGCGGUGGAGGUGAGUGUGAGUAGCGGCAGUAGUGACACAUCUAGCACCGGCGAAGAGGAGAGGAUGAGGCGGUUGUUUCAGACUUGCGACGGUGACGGUGAUGGAUACAUCAACAGGAAUGACCUGCUGAUGGUGUGCAGACAGCUAAACAUGGAGGGGUCUGUGGCAGAGAUCAUGGGCCAGCUGGGAGCAGACGAGCGAGGCAAGAUCUCAUUUGAGGACUUCACCCGCUGCCGCAUGCAGCUGGUUAAUGAGAUCCGUAAGGAAGAGGGUGAGAUCUCCCAGUGCUCCCAGGACUCUGACACUAGGAAGCUCAGGGAACACAUCGCCUCCUGGCCAACCAGUAGCGAGAUUAGCAGGGGGGCCUUGUCAGGAGCCAGAGAGAGCUGGGAGUACUACUGUGGGGCCCGGGACCUUCAGAGUUCAGACAUCCAGCCUCAGCAGACACAGAACCAGCAGCAGCCAGCCAUCCUCCAGAAGCUCCUGGAACAGCCUGGGACUGUCCUAGAACAGCAGGCUGCUCUUCAUAAACUCCUGGCCCAGACCAGCACCCGCUGUGCUCCCCUGGGGGGAAACUACCUGGAGCUGGCCAACACACUCCACCUGGCAGCCCUGGCCUCAUUGAAGGGGGACGUGGUGGAGCUGAACAAGCAGCUGGUGCAGACGGAGAGAGAGCGAGAGAUGCUGGAGAAGAGACUGGCCAAAGCACAGUGUGAGCAGUCCUAUCUGAUGCGGGAGCAUGAGGACGUUCAGGAGCGGACCACCCUACGAUACGAGGAGAGGAUCACAGAGCUGCACAGCAUCAUCGCUGAGCUCAACAAGAAGAUAGACCUGCUACAGGGCUCCACCAUCAGGGAGGAGGAUGAGUUUUCGGAGCUGCGUUCGGAGCUCAGCCACAGCCAGCAGGAGGUCAACGAGGACGGACACAGCCUGGACCAGGACGGGGCGUCCGUCUCACUGCCUGAAAACCACUCCACCCUGGUGACCGCCGACAUGGACAACUGCAGUGACCUGAACUCGGAGCUGCAGCGGGUUCUGACGGGGCUGGAGAGCGUUCUGUGUGGGAGAAAGAAGAGCACAUGCAGCCUGUCUGUGGCUGAGGUGGACCGCCAGAUAGAGCAGCUGACCACCGCCAGCGAACACUGUGACCUCGCCAUCAAGACGGUGGAGGAGAUCGAAGGGGCCCUGGGCCGGGACUUCUACCCCAGCCUGUCGGAGGAGCGGGUGCGCUGGGAGAAGGAGCUGGCAGGCCUGAGGGAAGAGAACGAGAGCUUGACAGCCAUGCUGUGCUCCAAGGAGGAGGACCUGAACCGCACCAAGGCCACCAUGAACGCCAUCCGGGAGGAACGAGACCGCCUGAGACGACGGGUGCGAGAGCUGCAGACACGUCUCCAGAGCUCCCAGCCUGCAGGCCCGUCCAGCCCUGGGCGUCUCACCCCCGCCUCCCGCCCCAUCAACCCCAGCACUGGGGAACUCAGCACCAGCAGCAGCAGUAACGAUAUACCUGUGGCCAAGGUGGCAGAGCGGGUGAAGCUGUCUAAAACCAGGUCAGAGUCUUCCUCUACCGAGAGGCCUGUUCUGGGAUCAGAGAUCAGCAGCAUCGGGGUGUCCAGUAACGUGGCGGAACACCUGGCCCACUCCCUUCAGGACUGCUCCAACAUCCAGGAGAUCUUCCAGACCCUCUACUCCCACGGAUCAGCCAUCUCUGAGAACAAGAUCAGGGAGUUUGAAGUGGAGACAGAGAGACUCAACAGCCGCAUCGAGCAUCUGAAGUCUCAAAAUGACCUGUUGACCAUCACGUUGGAGGAGUGUAAGGGCAACGCAGAGAGGAUGAGCAUGCUGGUGGGCAAAUACGAAUCUAAUGCCACCGCCCUGCGACUGGCGCUGCAGUACAGUGAACAGUGUAUAGAGGCCUAUGAGCUGCUGUUAGCCCUGGCGGAGAGUGAACAGAGUCUGGUAUUUGGCCAGUUCAGAGCUGCCGGAGUGGGGACUGUAGGUGAGCAGUCGGGAGAGGAGAGCAUCACUCAGAUCCUGAAGAGAGCCCACGACUGCAGGAAGACAGCAGAGAACGCAGCCAAGGAUCUGCUGGGCAGGCUGGACGGUAGCUGUGGAGCCGCAUUCGCUGUGACUGGCUGCAGCGUUCAACCAUGGGAGAGCCUGUCCUCCAAUAGUCACACUAGCACCACCAGUUCCACGGCCAGCUCAUGCGACACUGACUUCUCCAGGGAGGACGAGCAGCGGCUGAAGGACUACGUGCAGCAGCUGAAGAAUGACCGUGCGGCGGUCAAACUGACCAUGCUGGAGCUGGAGAGCGUUCACGUCGACCCCCUAAGCUUGGAGAUCAAGCCCCGGGGAGACACACACAGGCUGGACCUGGAGAACGCUGUGCUGAUGCAGGAGCUCAUGGCCAUGAAGGAGGAGAUGGCGGAGCUGAAGGCCCAGCUCUACCUGCUGGAGAAGGAGAAGAAGGCGGUGGAGCUGCGGCUGAGCACGCGGGAGGCCCAGGAGCAGGCCUACCUGGUGCACAUCGAGCACCUCAAGGCCGAGGUGGAGGAGCAGCAGGAGCAACGCAGGAGAUCCCUCGGCUCCACUGGGAGUGGUAGUAAAGACAAGAGCCAAGCCGCCAAGGAUUGUGGAGACUCUCCAGCCAUCAGCUUGUCAGAUCUGAGGACACUUAAUGACAGCGACCUGGCAGCAGAGCUCACCAACGCACUGAGACGAGAGAAGAGGCUGAAGGGGCGUGUCCAGGAGCUGGUGACAGCGCUGGAGAGACUAACCAAGAGCAGCGAGGUCCGCCACCAGCAGAGUGCCGAGUUCGUCAACGACCUCAAACGGGCCAACAGUAACCUGGUGGCAGCAUACGAGAAGGCCAAGAAGAAGCACCAGGGCAAGCUGAAAAAGCUGGAGGCUCAGAUGAUGGCCAUGGUGGAGCGCCACGAGACCCACGUCCGCAUGCUCAAACAACGCAUCGCCCUGCUGGAGGAGGAGAACUCACGGCCACACACCAAUGAGACGUCCCUAUGAGAACUGAUGAGACGUCCCUAUGAGAACUGAUGAGUCGUCCCUAUGAGAACUCACCAGACGUCUCUAUGAGAACUCACCAGACGUCUCUAUGAGAACUCACCAGACGUCUCUAUGAGAACUCACCAGACGUCUCUAUGAGAACUCACCAGACGUCUCUAUGAGAACUCACCAGACGUCUCUAUGAGAACUCACCAGACGUCUCUAUGAGAACUCACCAGACGUCUCUAUGAGAACUCACCAGACGUCUCUAUGAGAACUCACCAGACGUCUCUAUGAGAACUCACCAGACGUCACUAUGAGAACUCACCAGACGUCACUAUGAGAACUCACCAGACGUCACUAUGAGAACUCACAAGAAUACAUGGCAAUGAGAGACAUCACCAUGAGAUCUUACAGCCACAUACUAACGAGGCGUCACUAUGAGAUCUCACGAGAACUCACUAGGAGAACUCAAAGCUCCACACCAACAGGACCUCUGUGUGAGCAUUAUUAUGAGCAACGGUUAGAGGAGGUGACGAGGGAGAGGAAAGACUGAUGUGUGUUGAGAAUGUAACCCUUUCCUACCAACCCAGAGAUACCCUGCAGUCCUAUUGGGCACAUAUACGUGUGGGAGGACACUGCAGUGAUAGCUGCAAGCUCAUUGGCCAGCUGUAUAAUAAUGUACUUUUUUUGAAAGCACUACUAUCCUUACUGGCAAAUUAUUCGCUAUUAUGUCUCCCACUUUAUUUCAUAUGUUUAUGGUAGUCUUUAGUAGCCUUUUUGUUAUCUCAAGGUUUGACCGCAAAUUAUUUUGGAAAUAUUUUAGAUCGAUGUUGUCAUUUAAAGUUAUUCCUUUUUGUUGCCAGUUGGCACUAUUUUGAGCGAUUCCCUUUUUAAGGAAUUCCAUUCUCUCAGCUCUACUUAACAACUUCACAGUUUUCAGUCUACAAUGUACACUCUGCCAUAGUGAAGACUCACUGAACACAAGGGCUCUAUUCACUCAAACCUUUCACUGGGUUUGACGUCUGAAUAUGUCAAAAACAUAAUUCUUCUUGCACUGUCAUUUGAAUUGUCACACAGGUAGAAAUGUUGUCUUUGACGUAACUGGCAAGCCUGCUUCCCAGAUUGGGAUAGGGCCCUAAGUCAAUACCUCACAGUGUGCAAAAUGUCCUUCCAAUAUGAAUGGCAGUGUUUCAGCACGGGCCUUGAACUGUACAACAGUGAAUCAAUCGCAAAAUACUCUAGUAGGUGUGUGUGUGCAUGGAGGGGAGAUAACAAUCGGGUUUUAUGUGUGUGUGAGAAUGUUUGAGACAGAGAUACAAGAUUAUGCCUUGUCAUCCCCUUCAUACACACAGAGUUGUUGUACACACACAAACAUCCUCUCCAGCCGCAGCACUUUUCACUUCCCUCUGGAUAAUAUCACCACAUUGCCUUGUUGAGGACUCUUUGUUUUUCUGCAAGACUUAAACCUGCAAGACCUGUUAACCAAUGGCUGCUCCACUUUCUCUGGACGAGGGAACCACAUACUAUUCUAUAGCAAUCUGAGAUGCUGCGUUCUCUCACUCUACCUGACUGCUGUAUCGUUCAACAUACGUACUACUGUAUCUAGCUACUAUAAGUAUACUUAAGCAGGGACAGACUGGCACCCAGAUGACACCCAUGUUUCUAGAUAACCCUCAAUAGCCUGGUAUACAGACAUUUUAAUUAGGCAGGGGUGAGGGGGACAAUUGCAUAUGAAUUCCAUCUAAUUUAUUUAUGGGAAUUGUAUUUGACAAUAUUUUUGCUUUGAUUCAAUAACCAAAUGUCCUUUUCAUUCCCUGAGUUUCAAUGUAUUGACCCCAGUCCUGCUAUUUGGUAAGACCCACAGCAUAUGAAAGCAAGCACUGGCGUGUAGACUAGUGUAGUAGUGAUGUCAUUUCCUCUUAAUAAACUGAUUAUAAUAUUAUCACGCAAAUACCUGUAUUCUGUUUCUGUUGUGCAUCUCGACCAGACCACACUCAGGUGAAUCUGGGGAAUACUCCAGUUGAGUGGGUGGUUUCAUCUUCUGUUCUGUGAAUGAGAUGAGGGGUAGCAAAGGGGGGGGGUAAGAAAGGAGGGUUGGCAAACUAAUGACCUUAUUUGCACAGAUAUGUUUUGUAAUCAAAUCUUGGCUAUCAUUGUUUUGUUGGUUUUAAUACAGAUAGUAUUUGUUUAUAUUAUAAAGUAAUAAACCAAUUUUAAAGUGAAAUGCCAA
Molecule: messenger RNA, 5517 nt
Organism: Salmo salar (Atlantic salmon)
Lineage: Eukaryota; Metazoa; Chordata; Actinopteri; Salmoniformes; Salmonidae
Product: colorectal mutant cancer protein
Molecular function (GO): calcium ion binding
Source: RefSeq, a predicted model, not a curated record